GUUCUUAAUUUUCAGUUCUAAUUUUUAUUAAUUCUCUUUUUCUCAAUCAAUUCUAACUACUAUUCACUGUGAGAACUUUUUAAUUAACUAUGGUAGCGAUCACUGAAUCAUGGCAACCACCAUUUGUGGAGUUUGAAACCAAUCAUGGUAAGUUUAUCGUUGAAUUGUACUGGUUACAUGCACCAAGGACUUGUCAUAAUUUCGCUGAGCUUUCCCGUCGUGGUUAUUAUGAUGGUACAAUUUUCCAUCGGGUUAUCACCGAUUUCAUGAUCCAAGGAGGUGAUCCAACGGGAACAGGUCGAGGUGGUUCAUCAGUUUAUGGUAAAAAUUUUGACGAUGAGAUUCACGGGGAUCUUAAACACACCGGAGCCGGUAUACUAUCGAUGGCCAAUUCAGGUGCAAACACCAAUGGGUCACAAUUUUUCAUCACAUUGGCACAAACAUCCUGGUUGGACGGUAAACAUGCCAUUUUUGGUCGGAUUCAUAAGGGAAUUGGUACAAUUAAAAAAAUAGGACGAGUACAAACCGAUAAAAACGAUAAACCAGUUGAUGAGAUCAAGAUAAUCAGAGCAAAACCAUUGAUGGAACUUGAAGAAUAACAAAAUAAUACUAAUGACAACAACAACUUCCAACUUCCAUUAAUCAUUCACAAUUAUCUCGACAAUCGUAAAAUAUUUAUUCCAAAACGAAAUCAGUAAAUUAACCUUGGAAAAGAAAAAAUAUUCUCAUAAUUAAAACUCUUUUACAAGGUUAACCAAA
This is a messenger RNA of Panonychus citri (citrus red mite), 759 nucleotides long. It is a transcript of the gene Cypl, whose product is annotated as peptidyl-prolyl cis-trans isomerase-like 1. Gene Ontology annotation, biological process: protein folding; protein peptidyl-prolyl isomerization. Gene Ontology annotation, cellular component: catalytic step 2 spliceosome. The transcript has 2 exons. The record is from RefSeq and is a predicted model, not a curated record. The coding region runs from base 90 to 599 and encodes 169 amino acids. NCBI's taxonomy places the organism in Eukaryota, Metazoa, Arthropoda, Arachnida, Trombidiformes, Tetranychidae. Gene Ontology annotation, molecular function: peptidyl-prolyl cis-trans isomerase activity.